CUUUGAAUAUAAAACUACAGGAAGGAGCAUAACUUCGAAUUUGCGCGACCAAAAUAUGUGGAGGUUGCAUAUGGCCGACUAGUAUUUCCGGUUUGGCAGUGGCGUAUAUUUACUUAAAUAUGAUUGUCAAUAUUAUGACUCACUCUUUUUCCACUAAUUUCAGUACUUAUUAUCACUUAAAACCGCUAAAAUCAAUUAAACAUCCACUUGAAUGAGGACACAGCGAACCACCAAAACAAAUGAUGAGUCCAUACUUGGAGGCUCAAAAUGGCCGUUUCCGUCUCUGCGUUGUCUGUAGUGACAGAUAGGAAACGCUCCUUCCUGUAGUUUUAUAUUCAAAGCACGUAAUACACACUACACAGCCAUUUUUGAUUAAAAAUCUCAAGGUCGUUUUAUAUGGCUAUAUUUACAUUUACAUAACAUAACCUGUAAAAAUAAAAAAAAUCUGAGGGAUACUGGCUAGAGGUCAAAAGUAAAAAUUUAAUUAUUCAAUUUAAUGAAUAACUUAAAUUAAAAUCCCGCCGCUAUGCGAAAUCGUCAUCGUUAACGCAAUACAAGAUUUAACAUCGCUCGACAAGUUUGCGUUGGGUGCCACUGCCACAUCCACUUUUUUUAGUAGUUCCUUGCAAGUAGUACUACUUUGGUACUACUAAAGUGAAAGCGGUUUAUUUUCGUAUUGUUUUGGAAUGAUGCUUUAAAUUUGUUAAUUAGUUUAUUGUUUAAAAUCCUAGUUUUUAAACUUUUAAAAUGGCAAGUCCUAAAACUAGUCGGAAGGAAUCUCUAGAGGUGAAGUAUUAUUUGAUUGGAUAUAAUUUCGUCCAAACGAUAGGUUGGUCCAUAAUAUUCUACAAACUCAUCUUUUAUUACCUGAGUCCAGGCACAAAAACUCUAUACGACACAGUAAGAUGCUCACUUGAUAUUUUCCAAAAUGCUGCUGUAUUGGAAGUUGUGCAUGCUGCAACCGGCAUGGUUAAAUCCAGUCCCAUUAUGACAGCAUUUCAAGUAGCUUCAAGGGUUGUAGUCGUAUGUGGCGUUUUAAUGGCCACAAAUGCAGCCAGAGAAGGUCUCGGAUUGCCAUUAGCCCUUUUAGCUUGGUCUAUUACCGAGAUAAUUAGAUAUUCUAAUUAUUUUUUCAAUUUGAUUGGUUCAGUGCCAUAUUUUCUCAAGUAUCUAAGAUACACAACUUUCAUUGUUCUCUAUCCAAUAGGAGUAACAGGCGAAUUACUAUGCAUUUUCAAAGCACAAAACGAAGUUGGCCAAAGACAAUUGUACUCGAUGAAAAUGCCAAAUAAUUACAAUUUCAUUUUCAACUAUCAGCAUUUGUUGUGGUUCUUGAUGCUCUUAUACAUUCCACUGUUCCCUCAACUUUACCUGUACAUGUUUGGUCAAAGGAAAAAGGCCUUAGGAAAACAGAAAUCAAAUUAGGAACAAAUUAACAUAGAUCUAAUUGAGACUGAACUGUAAAAUGUAAAUGAUAUUCAUUUUUUAUUGAUCUUGAAGUUGGAACACAGGCUUAUUAAAUAAAUAAUUUCAGACAUGGCAUUAUAUUUGUAAAUUUCCUAAAGCCCUUUGUACUUUUCUGGAAUGCCUACUUCUAGAUUGGUUUAGGGCAUGUUCCAAUUCGUUGGCUAAAUGUAAAAGAUUUGUUGGGUCGGUUUGCAAUAUUUGAUGACUAAUUUCAGAGCCAGUUUUCAAUGCCAAAUCCAUCGUUAUCAAUGGGGUAACUUGUUGAAGCAUUGAUCUAGAUGCAAGCUAAAAAUUCACUUAUUAAUACAUUUAAUUUGCAAUAUUCCUAAAUAUUUAACUUGAACUUCAAAUCUCCAUUGUAAAUCGUGGUAGUGCGGUCCAGUCAAACCUUUUGUGUUUAUUUUAUGGAUUAGUGAUUUUUUUGUGUCAUAAAAUUUACUGAGUAGCGUUUCUUGGUUCUCUGAAAAUCCUAGAGUCAGGACGGAGUCCCUAAAAUCAGCUUCACUUAACUAAAAAUUGAAAUUCUAUUAGUUGGUUUUGGAGAUAAGAUAAUUCACAGCUACCUGGUGUUUGCAAGCUAUCAAAAGCAAAUUUAUUAAUCCGUAAAUACAAUUUUCAAUUACGUCUACUGUAACAUCUAGUUUCGAUGCUGCUGUGCUGAAGAGUUUUGCAGUCGGACCGUUUUCUAAGAAAUCGGAAGCGAGUUUGCAAAAAUCGGCAACAACUGGAAUAUGGAAAACAUAGGACUAUUUCAUUUAGGGCCGGUUUUUUCAUCUUCAGAUAAAGACUGUAAUUAUGUUUAUGAUUAUGCAAAUGUUGUAUAAACCUGCCAUUACUGGUAACUGACUAAACAUUGGAUUGCUAUAAGAUAAAUUUACCAAUCUAGAAUCCUAUUGGCCCGUAGAUAAAUGGCCGACCAAUAGGAUUAUAGAUUGCGUGGUUAUCUAUCCGUCAGAUUGCAUUACUUGACAGUGGUGAAUAAACCAGGCCUUAGGAAUAAAGUUAUAUAAAAUUACUCUACCUUGUUCUGGUUGAGCAGUGAGCAGCUGCAGGUGUUCCUUGUGGUCGUUUCUUAGAGAAAUUAACAUUGCGUUGUAUUUAUUUCAAAAUUUUAAACUUAUAUUUCCAAAAGAAAACAUCAAAACCAAAACAAAGGCUGACUCGUGCCGGCGUUGCCAGGUCAGGCAAAGCAAAAUUCCUGAAAAAAAAAUUGUUAAAGAUAAGAAAGAAAAAAAUCGAGUUGAGCUUCAUUUUUCUUAUUAACCUGGUUUGAUUAAAUGUGCUAUUGCUAUUGAUCACUCUUAGAACAAACAAAAAUCAUAAUAAUGGACAUCUUGUCCUUGUGAAGGUGAAAUAAAUUAAAGUCGUGAAAUCUCACGGAUAAUUGAGAAAUGUGGCAAUGUUUAUCGUGAGAAAUUAUAAGAUUUUUUAUCAGUAGCUUUGUAUCUAUCUAUUCCAAUUUUCUACCAACGAGGUUCCAUGGUGUAAUGGUUAGCACUCUGGACUUUGAAUCCAGCGAUCCGAGUUCAAAUCUCGGUGGAACCUGAAUCUUUUUUUUGUUUUUACACCACAAUAAUAACUGUAAUAGUUUAAAAUUAGUUUUUACUUGGGGGUCAUCAAUCAAUUCCUAUUUAUUAAUCUCCCUUUUUUUAUCCAGCGUAAUUUAUGGCUUUUAUCAAUUGAAAGGUGUUUGUUUUGCGCUUAAUUCUGCGACAUUUUAAAUCUUUUUUUACUUUGUUUCUAGGGAUUUUGGUGUUUACUGUUUAUCAAUAUAUGGUAAACGAAUAGGUGCCUUUCAAUUUUUUUGUGAGGAGUAGAUAAAUGUACAGGGCCGCAUCACCCAUUAGACCCGUGCCUAGGGCAGGGCCGUAGCCAGGGGGGGC
Molecule: messenger RNA, 3350 nt
Organism: Ceutorhynchus assimilis (cabbage seed weevil)
Lineage: Eukaryota; Metazoa; Arthropoda; Insecta; Coleoptera; Curculionidae
Source: the annotation of a GenBank genome assembly